Messenger RNA from Chara braunii, 2741 nucleotides. NCBI's taxonomy places the organism in Eukaryota, Viridiplantae, Streptophyta, Charophyceae, Charales, Characeae. The record is from the annotation of a GenBank genome assembly.
UGAUGGCGAUGGAGCUCAUCCCUGAGCCCGAGGGCUCAGUUGCGAAGACCAAGGGUCAGAUCUUGUUGCUGCCAGAUGCAAUCUUGAUACAUAUUCUAGGAUUAAUCGGCGAUGCGAAGUCCGUCUUCCAAUGCGCUUUGGUAUGCCGGAGGUUCAGACAUCUGCUCCAUAAGGUUCCGACUCUGAGCUUCGAGAUCAGUCGCAACAACGAGUCUUAUGUGUCGUCGAGCUACGAGUCCCGCAUCUCCUCGGUGGUUUGUCGUAUGGCGGAUCUUCGACGUCUGUCAGUGCAUUGCUACAAGCGGCGGUCAUGGAGCGUCAACGCGGUAGAUUGCUGGCUUCGUCAUUGCGGUUCAACCCUGCGCAGCUUCGUGUUCGACGUCAAGACCGUGUACGAACGCGAUUUCCUCCCUCGCUUCUUCCACACCGUGUUUACUCAUUGCUCUAAUCUGGAAGACGUGUACGUCAACGUGAAUUGCCUGUUCAAGCUCAGGGACCUGCAGUCGGCCCUGGUCAACGUCGCUCCGUUGACUUCUUUGCAAUCAUUGACUGUGCGCAACGUGAACUUGCCGAACGGCGACGAACUGCAACUUUUCGUUCAACAGUAUUUCCCCAACCUCCUGCGGCUUCAUCUAGAGCCGCUGAGAAAUACCAAACGGAUCGUCGUGCGAUCACAAAAGCUAGUCGAGCUAACGAUAGGAGGGACGUACGAGCAGAAGAUAGAAAGUGUGCUGAUAGAUGCGCCGGAGUUGAGGCGACUGAGCUUGGCAAGGGUGGAGAGGUUCGCGCUGGAACAUGGGACGUCGCCGGCCCGAGUCACGCUGGACUAUUGUCUGAAGGGGAGCCCACCACCUCCUCACCAGCUAGUGGAGCUAUCCAUUCUCCUAAGGUCGCAGUUCUGGCCGGACUAUCUUCAGCCGAUCUAUCACUGGCAGGCAAGCAGUCUAGCACACUUGCUAGCGAGCUAUAGACACAAUGUACAGCACCUGUACUUGGAGAUCAACAAAGUCUUAGGCAGAAAGGUAUCAGAGUACUACGAGGUGGUGGAGGCGAUGCUAGGAGGAGAGUUCACACAGAUGCGGAGUUUAGAAAUUCGACUAAGUGACGUGAUGAGUUGGUUCGAGCACUACGUGAAGGAGAAACUGGUGGAGGAGGAGGAGGAGGAGGAGGAGGAGGAGGAGGAGGAGGCAUGGGGGGAGGAGGAUGACGGAGGCGAAGAAGACGACGAUGAGGAAGACGGCGAUGAAGACGGUGAAGACGACGAUGAGGCGGAGCAUGCGGAAGAGGAGGAGGAGGAGGAAGAAGAGGAGGAGGAGCAGGAGGCAAAGGAGGUGGUGGAUGUCUAUGGCCAGGAAGAGGAGGGAGAAGCAGACGGAGGAAGACGACGAGCAGACAACAACAAUGCCAGUGUGGCCGCCACCGACUUUCGCCUGCAGAAGAAGAGGAAGACGAAGGGGAAGACGAAGAACAACAACCAUCCUAAUGGUCUCAUAUCCCGAUCCCAAUUCUCCCUCUCGGAAGGUCUGGGCUUGGCGUCCCUCCUACGCUCUCCUGCAAUUGUAGCAGCAGCAGCAGGAGGAGAAAGAGGAGGAGAAAGAGGAGGAGAAAGAGGAGGAGGAAGAGGAGGAGGAAGAGGAGAAGAGAACGGAGUCGCUUCGAACAAGGACCGCAUGAAGAUUGAUCGGCGUCAGAAGGAUCACAACCAUUCAUUGUUGAUGGGUGGUGGGAAUGGCAGGAUGUCCGCAUGGGGCUUCAUCGAUGCCCCUAUGCUGGAAUCCGUAGAUUUGAGUGUGAGAGAUGGUUCUCUUCUUACCAUUAGGGUGAUAAGGAUGUUUCUCUCCUCCUGUCCGAACCUGAGGUCAGUUACGGUCAGGCUAUUUUGGGAACUUAGAACGGAUCCGGUCUUCUUUGGGACUUGGUUCCGUCUGCAGAGGCAAAACCCCCAAGUCUUCUUCUUGCUCUUAUGUGUGGAGGAGGGAGGCGAGUGGGUGAUUGUAGAGGGGGGGGAAUCUCAAACUCCGACGGAAGAAAAGAGACGGUCAGGACUCAGCGGGGGGGGAGGCAACGGGGGGGGAGGCAGCGGAGGCGGGGGGAGGAGAAUGAAACGACCGUACUCGUACAGCUUUCGAAAGCUAACGCGUAGCGCUCAAGCCGCGGCCAAAUCAAACUCGUUGCCAGGGGGAGGGAUGAAUCUCCACAUGGCCGCCCUCAAUGGGAAUGGAGGUGGAGGAGGAGGAGGAGGAGGAGGGGGUGCCAUGUCAAUGUCAUCAAUGUCAUCAGCGCUCUCACCAUCUCGGCUUCUCCUCUCCUCAUCACGGCAUGGCGGUCUUACCGCCAUAGCCGGCGAUGGUGGCGGUGUCGCCGGACCGGGGAAGAUGGGUAUGGGACUCAACACCCCUGCGAAUGCCACGUGUACAAACGCCGCCACGGGUACCAACGGCAGCGGUGGCAGUACUAUCUUCUCUACCCCCUCCCUCAACACGACCGUGACACCGGCCGCUGCUGUUGGCCUUACGGGCGCGAGCAGCAGGGCCAUCAUCAAAGCCACCCCUGCAGCAAUCACGGAGAAGGAGGAGGAGGAGGAGGAGGAGGAGGAGGAGGAGGAGGAAGAGGAGGAAGAGGAGGAACGGGAGGGCGAGGAGGAGGAGGAAGAGGAGGAAGAGGAGGAACGGGAGGGCAAGGAGGAGGAGGAGGAGGAGAGAAGGAGAUGUUGAUGACGAAGAUAAAGAGGAGGGAACUUC